This is a messenger RNA of Rotaria sordida, 477 nucleotides long. The record is from the annotation of a GenBank genome assembly. Lineage: Eukaryota; Metazoa; Rotifera; Eurotatoria; Philodinida; Philodinidae.
AUGAUUUCAUCUCUAUGCAUUGUUUUUCUUCAAUUGACGUUAGUAGCUACUCAAAUAUCAUGGGAAAAUUGUGAUAGUAAUUCAAAUUCUAUUAAAUUACUCAAUCUUACAGUGAAUCCAUAUCCAAUUAUAAUGCCUGGAUCAGUUUCUAUAGAAAUUUCUGUUCAUUCCAAUCAAGAUUUAACAAGUCCAAUAAAAGUGGAAUUGGCAUUACAUAAAAAAGUAUUAUUCAGCUAUGUUUCUCUUCCUUGUAUUAGCGGUAUUGGUUCAUGUACCUAUGAUGAUCUGUGUACUCUUUGCCCACAAUGUGGUUGUCCAUUGAAAGCAGGUGAUCAUAUGUUGACUAUACCAAUUACAAUUUUCAUUAGUUCAUGGACACUUGCUGGAAAUUAUCAAGGACAAGUUCAUAUACAAACAAAUUCGGGAGCCACAGCUUGUGUAAAAGUUAGUAAUGUACAUAUUAAAUUGAGUAAAUGA